Molecule: messenger RNA, 8729 nt
Organism: Lymnaea stagnalis (great pond snail)
Lineage: Eukaryota; Metazoa; Mollusca; Gastropoda; Lymnaeidae
Source: the annotation of a GenBank genome assembly
UGUACAGAGAAAAAGAGAGAUAGAAGGGUUGUGGACAUUUUAAAGUGUACACUAUUUGUGUGCCUUCUGCUCUCUUACGAUUUUUAGUUUAACCAAGAUUCCAGGAAAAAAAUACAGUUAGGGUUUACGUUUACUCAACUGAGUAACUGAGCUUUGUUUAGAAUUUUGAACGGAUACUCGGAUCGCUUUGCAGUUUGUUGUUCAUAGUGGAACUUACUAGAUAGGUUACAUAUAUAGGUGAUACAAAUUAUAAUAUUUGUUGGAAUGGCAACUCUUAAAGUUGGAAUUCUAAUUGAAUACAACUUUGAGGAACCGGAGGUAAUCACUAUCUUAUAUUAUUAUCUCCAAAAAAAAUUAAAAACUAAAUUAUGAAUUUAAUGGAAAUAGUCAAAUUUAGUAAAUACAUAGACUUAAGAAUUUUAAUGAGGUGGCAGUCACAGUGGACUUGGUCCUCAGUGGAACCCCAACACUGUAACUGUUGUUAGUUGUUAGUAAAUGUUAGUUAGUGUUCAUUGACGAAUAUUGAUUGUGUUUAAUUUAAAAAAAAAUUAUAUUUAUUCCAAAUACUCAAUUAAUAGUAAUAGGGAGAUAGGGCUUAGACUUAGAAAUAGUAAAGUUAGAUAGGAUAGGCUAGGGCAAAUAAAUAAAAAAUAAGGUACUAUUUUAUGAAUAACAUCUUAAAUCUUAAUCUUAUUCGAUCAUUACAUUACAUGUUUUUGACAAUUGUAUUUAAUUUUAUUAUAUUGUGAUGAUACGGGGACGUGAGGGAUUGAAAAUCAAAUUGCAAUCAUUGAAAUGGCUUCUGAUUGAAAUUCCACAAAAGGAAUGGGUCUCGAUUUUUUUUAUCUUUGAACUGAAAAAGUGAAAGGCAGGUAAUAACAGGUAAUGGAGGGCAUUAAGCACCAUGUUUUCAAGAACUUUUUGUUUUUCUCUUUGAAAUAAAUGAAUAAUAUUUAAUUCAAACUGAAAAUGUUUUUAAAUAACAGAUCACACAUCUUUCUUGAAGUACAAAAGCUUUAAUGAGCAAAAUUUAAAGCCAUAUAGUGAAACAAGGGUUAAAAAGUUAAAACUAAGUUACUUACUAAGUAAAGUAUGAAUUAAAUUUAAAAAAAUGGGGGCAAUUAGCUCCAGCAUGUUCAAUGCAUAUAUUUUCACAUAGGUUGUAGGCAAUUCUGACAGAUCCAUUCCAUGGCUUCAAUAUCAGAUUUUUCUGGGAUUUCAUUAUCAAAAUUAUAUUUUAAAAAAUGUUAAACCUAUUUCUACAAAUUAAUAACUUUUGUUUACAAUUGAAACUUUAUCUGUCAUAAUCUGUUUGAUGCUAUUUGAAUUAAAACAUGGAUUUUAUUAAUCUGAUCAAUAUUAUUUGGUUGUUUUAAUCAUCUUUUAACAGUUGCGGGUGUUAAGCCCCUGCUAUUUAAAAUAUUCAUUUUUAUAAACUAAAUAAAUAAAUAAAUAAUCUACAGAACCAUAUCUCUUUUACAAAUGCUUCCUAUUCAAAAUAUUAGAAGGAACUUUAGUAUUAAAGUUAAUUUUAGAGCUUUUAUAAACAAUCUCUAGAACAUUCAUCCAACUGCCAUUUUACUUUGCAAAAAUGAUCAGCUUCAUUUGCUCUACAAAUAUCAGUGUUUUAACUCAUUCAUUACAUACACAUAGAAACUAAAAAACUUUUACUGUAGAAAUAAAAUUUCAAGUAAAAAUAUAAAACAAGCACCUUAUUAGCUGAAGUUUUACAAAGGGUUUGAGGAAGGCUGAAAACUAGAGGGUAAAAGCACUCAUCUAAAAAGGCAAAUUAAAAAUCAAUCCCACAGGUUAGAAACCCAAGAUUGGUUGUAAAAAGUUCUCUGAUUGGUUAGUAAGUUUCUGUCAACUAAAGCUUAAUUCCUUUCUUUCUUCUUACAAUAAUAUCAAGCAUUUUAUUGUAUGAACUGAGCAAUUAGGGCUUAAUACCCCAUGGAGCCAAUAACCUCCCUUUACCCCAAAUGUUUGUGGCAUUUUAUUAUUAUUAUUAUUAUUUAGGCAUUUUUGCAUAGCGCUUACCUUACAGCUCUAAGCGCUUUACAAUUAUUAAAAAUAUGUAAACUAUUUAAACUGCUAAAGCAAAAUAAAAUUAAAAAACCAGAGACACUAGAAUAGUAACUACAAUGCCAGAGUGGAAUUUUCCUACAGUCUACAGUUUAAUUCUGUACCUCACUUACCAUCUUUUUGACAAUAAAUACAACCAGAAACAUGUCACUACCUAAACAUACGGCUAGAAUAUAAUAAUAAUGCAUUAAUUAUUGGUUUCUUCCAUUUUUUUAUAUUAUAUCAGUGAAUGUCAGUCAUCUACAGCAUUUGCAAAAUCAAAUCCAUAUCAUUAUUAUAAUUUAGGGCAACCAUGUUAAAAAAACGCGAAAGAAUUAAUUUUUUAAAUCCUAUCUGAUAUUCUGUGCCCACUAUGCAUCAUAAUGUGGAUGUGAACUUUAGGACUGUAAUAUAACAUAUUUUUAAGAAAUUUUUUAAAAUGUUUUUUUAAAAUAACAGCUUAUAUAUCCAUACUACCGAAUGAAAGAAGCUGGAUUUGAAACUGUUCUCAUUGGGCCUGUUGCAGGAAAACAAUACAACGGCAAACAUGGAUACCCUGUGACAUCAGAAGUUGCUAUUGACAAUAUUUCUGCCAAGGUACUUUUAAAUAUGUGAAUAUCUUGAAUGUUUUAUGGACUAGAUAACUUAUAAUUGUCAGUUUGACCCCCCCCCCCCUUUUUUCCCUUUUUUUUUUCCUCACUGGCCUGUGACCACCACCCUCUUUCAUCUCAUAAAAUAAAGAUUCAAAUAAUAUUACUAUCUAAGCAUGAUUUUUUAAAAAUAAAAAAUAUGAAUGUCACCCAGAUUUUUGUUUUGUUAAGAUUAUAUGUUGUUUUUUUUUUUGAUGAAUCUGGUAGAUAAACUUUUCAACCCCUCCAAAAAGUGUCAAUCAGGGCAGAUUGCAGACCCAUCUCUUUCCUGAGCUUUUGCCUCACAUUUCCUCCAUUAGUUCUUAAAUAAUAAUAAUUAUAAUAAAGUACUUUUCAAAAACACGCUUCAUCUCUAAUUAAGGCUUGAAGCCUUAUAUAUUUAUAUAUAUAGCCUUAAUUAGCGUGUUUUUGAAAUGAACUUUAUUAUAAGAAAUAUAUAUAUAUAUAUAUAUAUACAUAUAUAUAUACUUAUAAUAUAUUUCUCAGAUGACAUGCAAACAUUUUGAUUUAAAAACUUUAUACAAAUAUAUACAUUUUAUUUUUACAUUUCAGGACCUUUGUGCCCUUAUCAUCCCAGGUGGAUGGGCUCCUGACUAUUGGAGACGGGAUAAGAGAUUUUUAGACUUAAUAAAGGACAUUGAUGAACAAGGUAUGUUAUUUUUUAAAUUCUUAAAUUUAUUUCUUUUUCAAUCUUUUGAACUAUUUAAAAAAAAAAAAAACUAGUUUAGGGAAAGACUAUAGAAAAAGUGAAAUUUAUAAAUUAUCUACAAUCUUUAUAUGGUACCAAUUUUAAAUUCUAACCUGAACUAACCUGAAAAUCUUUCUAAUUUCUAAUGUAACUGUUGAUUAAAAAUGUGUUCACAAAAUAUAAAAUAUUAUUGAUUCCUCAUAAACAUAUGUACAUAUAAUUAGAGCAGUAAAACUGAAUUUUUUAAAACAGCUUUUAAAAAGCAUGUCAUUUACUCGGUAGAAAAUAAACAAAUUUUAAAAUAUAUACAGGCAAACCAUUAGCCACAAUUUGCCAUGGAGCUUGGAUGCUUUGCUCUGCUAAAAUUUUGAAAGGGAGAAAAGUUACUUGUUUUUGUGCCAUCAAGGAUGAUGUGGAAAAUGCAGGGUGAGCUCCCAUUUAGUUGAACUUGUACUUUUUAAAAAAAAGGGUAAUAUUUUGUUUAUUUUUUAUUUGUCUCUAAUAUAGUGUUUAUUAUUUUUUAUUUAAAAAAAAAAAAUUCAAAUAUAAAUAAUUAUAUUUGUAUGUGUGUUAUCAGCUGUUGAAUAACUAUUUACAAAUAUAUAGCUUUUAUGGAUGAGGACAGUUUUUAAAAAAAGGAUUCUAAUGCACCCUUCAUUUUGUUAAUAUAUAUAUAUAUAUAUAUAUAUAUCUAAAAAACAAUUUUUUCCUAUUGUUAUUAAAGAAUUCAGUUGAAUAUAAGGUCAGCAACUUAUCAUAGUUUAGUUAAUAUGACCUGUUGUAGAGAGAGUCUCUGAAUUGAAUAUUACAUUUGGCAAAAAAAAAUGGAUGCCCCAAACAACUAAUGCAAGUCACUCUUGUCUGCAUGAUCAGUCCUUCACUUAUCAGUCUCUCCUAUUUAUUUGGCAACAACAUCAAACUCCUUGUACCUCACAAGUGGAAUGUAAACUUUUAUACUCGUUUGAGCUCUGUCGCCAGCUAGCCGAGUAACUGCUCCCUUUCUCUUUUACUAGUUUCUACUUACAUUCUCCAUGAAGCCCUUAUAAGCAAGGUGUGCCAUCUUUUAAAUGGGUCCACUUUUUUUUUUUUAUACCUUAACUGAUUCUCAUCAUAUUUUAAAAAAAAUUGAAGCUAUGUUACGCACUUGCAUAGCAUUCUGAGUGGCACUCUCUCACAAAAACCCUUUCCCCCAGCACCCCACACUCCAAUAAUUUUUUUUUCUCUCAGCAAUUCUUAAUUAAAUAUUCCUAAAUUAUUUAUAAUUGUGUUUGUCACAGUGGGGUGUAUGAAGACAGCCCAGUUGUAGUUGAUGGAAACCUCAUAUCAUCCAGGAUACCUAAAGAUUUGCCAGAUUUUUGUAAAGCCAUUUUGGCCAAACUUGGAUCAUAAUAAAUGUGUUAUGAAAUGGAAGUCACUAUUUUCAAAGUGUGCUCAAUAUUGUUUAAUAUGUUGAAAAUGAAGUGGCGUGAAAGACUAUUUGAUAAGCUGAUUUGAAACAAGUUAAAUUUCUUUUGAAAGGACAUUCCCGUAAGUUAAUGUUGAAAGUGCUGGUGGGUAUGGACUAAAUUAAGGGGAAGUGCAUAUGGCGAGUAUGUAACUUGGUAAAAAAACUUUCAGAGAUUAUGAAAGCCCCUUACCCUUGUGAUCAUCUUUGCUCUAAUUUUUAUGAAAGUUUUAUUUUUUUUAUUUUUUGAUAUUACCAAAUUCUAUAACAAGACUUGUUCUGACUUGUUGUUAAUUUAUGUCUUUAUAUGAGCUGCGUCAUUAAGUUUAGAAUGAGCUGUGUUGUUAUUUUAAAAAAAUAAUUAAAAAAUCCAAAGUUUGGUCAUUACACAAGAAUUCUGAUAUAGUUUUUUAAAUAUAUUUUAAUUUAACAUUAGAACAACCUAUAAUCAACAAGUGUAUUAUUUUUUUUUUAAUUUCUUGUUACAAGUAUUAGUAAGCAAUAACAAAAAAAAAGAACAUUUUUAUAGAGGUCAGAGGCAAAAUAUUUUAAUUCAUUACAAAAGAAAUGACUAAUUAUCUUUAUUAAAAAUUAGCAUAAGUCUCAGUCAAACACAUUGUAAGUACCAUUUACCUUACCUAUUUUGUAACAAACCAAAAGUUCAUCAGCCAUGUACUUGGACACAUUCCAUUUAUAUAAGGCUAUUUUAGUAACUUGUUUAUUCACGUUAUAAAAAUAUAUUGAAAUGAAUAAUGCAAAUUGGUCUUUUGUUGAAUAUUUACAUAAAUACUUUUCUUUAACGCAAUUCAGUUCCCAUGUAAAUUUACGGGCUUUGAAAAAUGCUAUGCAGGAUAUUCACAUAUAGAAACAAGUUGUUAUCAAAUGUGCAGAUUAAUAGUAUACAUUUUAGCAAUCUGUAUGUUAUUUUUUUUAUACAUGUAUAUGAUGCGUACGUUCACACAUUUUAUGAGGGCUACAAAUAUUUGUUAAUUUCUUUUCAAGCAAAGUUUGUUCAACUUUUUUUAAAGUGGAACUUUUUCUGAAUAUAAUAUAAUAAUAAUAUAACUUAUUAUAACUCAGUUUUUUUUUUUUAAAUUUGCUGCCACCUCCCUGGAUACAUAUUUUUAUUUUUAUUAGUUAGAAGCCUCCUCACAGUGUAAAUUAAACAAGGGGGCUGAACCCCACAACUCUAAAAAAGGGAAGCGAUCCGAAAGUUUAGCACAACAGAUUAAAUAACCACCAAUAAUUUAAUAUUUAUUAACACAUCAUCAAGUGUCGUAUUUAUACAUGCAUGACAUCAUGACAACAAAAGGGAAAGAUACAUAUUCUGUUAUAAGUGCGAGACAUUCUUGAUCAGUAAUAACAUAUAGAUUUUACGGGCCUGUUAAAUAGCAUUUAAAAUAACCUGGUAAUAAAUAUGGAGAGAAAUUAGUCAUUCCAACACAAUCAUCAAUCAUCUAUAAUAUGUAUAACAUAAGUCACUUAGAUGGAUCAAGCUCUCUGUGUCUAUAUCUACAAGCAACAUAUGGAUUAAAAUAAAUAUGUAUUUACAAUGUUGUUAGCAGCAUAAAGGUAAUUUCUUAAGUUAAAGGGUCACUAUACGCAUAAUGUGAACUGUUCCAGCUCCACUAUGUACAAAAUUUAGUUUGAAACCAGCCGGGUCACUAUGUACACAGAUUAUGUCAAACUAGCAAAUGUCAAACAAUUUUUGAUCCACAAUACACAAUUUUUAACUUUCAAAAGUCUCUCAUUCUGCAAUCAUCAAUUAUCACUUUAUUUUGAUAUCUUCUUAAUAAUUUUUCUGCUUUAUGGGGGUUUUUUUCCUCCUUGUGCCACUCCCUCUCACUUUACACAAUCUUUCAUAUUAUCCCUGUGUCCCUCCCUUGAUACUACCUCUAAAUGCACGCUGUAUAGAAAUAGGACAGCCAGUCGUUUGAUACACCUUCAAAAGACAUUUGAAACAAUUCCUUAUCAUCAACACAUGCAGGAAGUAUUCUGUGAUCAUGCGACAGUUCUCCUCACCUCAGUUAAAUCUUAGCAACAGUCUUCUUUAAUGUGUGAUGAGUUAAAGACUGUGUAAACAGGUUCAAAUGUACAGGAGCAGGUUGAAACUCAGUUCCCUUAAACAAAUAGAGGUGAUGGAAGGGUUUGAAGUAACAUGCUUCUAUAGAUGGGAUUGAUUUGUUUAUGGGUUUAUACAGAUGGUUCUGAAAUAUGAAGUCUAUGGCCAUCUGGAUAUACAAGAAAGUACACCGGGUGGCAGUAGUUGCUAGAUUUGGCCGAAAUUCUUGAUCAGAGUUUUUGGGGGACCAUCACUCAGAAUCUGUAAGAUAUUAAAAUUGGAUUUUUAAAGAUAACGUUUAUUUUGACAUUUAACUUUUUUUUUUUGAUGAUAUUUAACUAUAACUUAUAACAUAAUGGUCACACAUAAACAUAUUGAAAUCACUGCUAUGUAAAUCUGUUGGUGAUAUAAUUGUUUUACGGUUAUUUCACUUAAAUUGUAGAAAAUUCUGAUAAAGAAUAUAAAUACACUAUCAGAGCUGUGGCUCUCAUUAGUUACAUGCUAGGUCUAUACAUUUUCAUUAGUAAUUGCAAUUUUAUUCAAUGCUACAUACGAAAUUAAUAAUUUAAUAUAAUAUAAAUAUAUAAACUAAAAUUGGAAGGAAAAAACAACAACUUAUCAUUGAAUCUGCUUUCAACUUACAAAAAUAUGUCAUUUAAAUUUAAAUUACAAAACAUUUACUUUUUAAACUAAGUAACUCUUCAAACUAUGGCAAAAAUUAGUCAUUUCUGUAAGUUCUCUCGAAUUUACAGUCAAACUCUUUAUUCGUACUUGUAAAGCUAGACCAGAAACUGCCAGUUCUAUGGUGGGCUUCAGAGGCCCCCCUUGUAACUACUCAAAAACAAUGAUAUGUUGCGGAAAGGAGCUCACCGAGGCAUGUUGUGGUUAGCUUAACUGUUUAGAGCGAAUGAUGAUUAUACCGGAGGAAUUGAAAGUUCUUAAAUAAAAGAAAAAAAAAUUCAAGCCCACUUUUUUUUUUUCUUUCUUUUUUUUUUUAACAGUUAAGAGAAACUUCAUUGUAAAAAAAAAAAAAAAAAUAAAAACGACUUUUUUUUUUUCUUUCUUUUUUUUUUUAACAGUUAAGGGAAGCUUCAUUGUAAAAAAAAAAAAUUCCAAAUUUGAAGUCACGUGACAUCAAUAGGGCCUGACAGUGACUUAAAAUCAAAACCAGUAAUGAAUCAGUUUAACAUAAUACCCCCACGACAUAAAAUCACAGAUUGGGAAAUAAAUUGUGUUCAAAUAAACAUCUAACCGAAUUAUGCUUUCUUACACCGCACUCCAAACUAUUUAAUCAUUGACUCGUCAAAAUGGACAGACAGUUUUUUUCUGCCAGUGUGUUGUCUUUUAUUUCUUGUAAAUUAAAGGGAAUCAAAUAGAAAAAUUUGUCACAAUCUCAAACGAAUCAUUUCCCUAGCUAGUACGUUAAGAGAUAAGAUUGCAAAGAUCAACUUAGAGAGUUACCUAAUACCGGGCACAGUUUUAAUUGACACAAAUCAGGAACUGUCAAUGUCAGAGAUGAGUCUGGUUUAUAUUAGCUUGGUGCAGUGAUGAAGAUGGAUCCUAAAUGAUAGUUGUCUAAAUGAUAAAUUUAUGAAUGAUUAUUGUAUUAAAUGAUACAUUUAUUAAUGCAACAGUUCAAUCCAGCACAUAUUGGAUACAUUAAAUAAAACAAUAAAUAGUAGGUCAAUGAUGGAUUUAGGCAUCGCCGAACUUAAUUAAACAGCUUUUUUUUACAGACUCUUAUGUUUGUGUGUGUGUGUGGUAUCGUUGUCAUUCAAAGAGAGAAAGUUGCAGCUAAUCAUAAUAGCAAUUAGCAUUUGUCUG